Messenger RNA from Siniperca chuatsi (mandarin fish), 375 nucleotides. Its product is annotated as gastrotropin-like. Lineage: Eukaryota; Metazoa; Chordata; Actinopteri; Centrarchiformes; Sinipercidae. Gene Ontology annotation, molecular function: fatty acid binding. The record is from RefSeq and is a predicted model, not a curated record. Gene Ontology annotation, biological process: fatty acid transport. Bases 1 to 375 code for a protein of 124 amino acids. The transcript is spliced from 4 exons. Gene Ontology annotation, cellular component: nucleus; cytosol.
AUGGCUUUUACAGGGAAAUAUGUGCUAGAGAGCCAGGAGAACUACGAGGAAUUCUUGAAGGCUCUUGGAAUUGAAGACCCCAAAGACACCAAUAAUGAUGAAAUUAUAACAGAUAUCUAUCAGAACGAUGACUUCAGGUUGACUAAAUUUCUGAUGGACAAGACCUGGAACAACACAUUCUCCAUUGGGCAGGAGAGUGAACUGGAAACUAUGGAUGGCGAGACAUUCAAGACCACUGUCACUUUGGAUGGGGGUAAACUCAAGAUUCAGUUCCCCAAAUACAUUUACACUGCUGAAGUGGCUGGUGACAAGCUUAUUGAGGUCAACACCAUCGGUGCUGUAACUAACAAGAUGAUUAGUAAGAAGACAAAAUGA